GGCGAGUCCUCCAAGGUGACGGAGCAACAACAAACAUGGCGGACGACAGACGAAAACCUUCGUCUCUCAAAGAUUUGCUUGAAACUAUAUACGAAGUUCACAGAAAGGAUAUCAAAACCUAUACAAGUGGUCAUCUUAAUUCUAGCAAGCUUUUAAAACCUCCAGGAGAACGUCAUGCAAGAUGGGAGACUUCAGAUAAACCACCAAUUCGACUCAAGUCGCCAAACCAACUUGUUGACCACCCAGUGAGAAGAGGGGAAUGCAGCUCAACAGAACUCAGGCACAAGACCAUGGCAGAUCGUCUUGUGGAGUUCAGUCUGGGGCCCACGAGAAAUAUUGCACAAUUCAAACCAGAAUCAAGGCCAGCCUCAGGAGACGAUGUUGAAGAAAUGCUUUUAAAAGAUGGUACAGAUACAUCAGGCAAGCUUGCCAAAGACAAAAUACAUGUUGAGGAGUUGCGUCUGCCAGAAAUAAUGAUACCAAUGACAAAAACCAAAGCUGGUAACCUCCCUGGGAAAUCAAAACCAGAAGAUGUGCACCAAGCAUUUGUUGAGACUUACCUGAGUUACCCAACCAAGGCAGACCAGUUCGCUAGCUUCAAGAGGUUUGGUGACCUGGUAAUGCAUCUCGGAGAUGCUCAUGAUCGAGGAGUGCUCACGGGAGAAAAGAAUGUUCGAAAUUUGGAACACAAGCUUGCAAAGCAACUAUCUUCCCUGGAAUCAGCAAGUCAGAGGGGACCAAACUUUCACAGACUUCAGAUAUACAACAGAUGUUUUGCUGAGAUCAUUGAAGAGUCCAAGACAUUCGGUCCUCUUUUAAAAAAGAUUAAAGAUGAGUAUGACAGCUACAUGUCAUAUUUGUUAGACACACAAAAGCCAUCACAGCACAAAGUGCUGUAUCAUCACAUUGACAGUCUCUCAGAAAAUCCAUCCAGCUCGGAUAAACUGAAGGAUGAAGAAAAGAGAGUUGAAACUCUGGAAAAGGAAGCAAGACACCUGUUAGAAGAAAAUGCAAGAUUGACCAAACUCCUUCGAGAAGAGGAGCAAAAAGCAGCAGAAGAGUUAGAAGCUAACAUUCCAGUUGAGCCCCAAACCAAAGUGUCAGUUCAUAUUGAAGAAGUCCCAAAAGACCUUGAAGAACAAGUAGAAGAAUUACAUGCCCAGAUUUUAGCUCAGCUUGAUACUAUUGAUGACAUUAAGAGACAUCAGAAGGAGUACUGUGUACCCAUUACUGUCUGUCAACAUCUUGAACAGUGUAUCAAGGAAACAGAGGUGCAAUCAAUGAAAUUGGAUCCUUAUAUAAAGUACAUAUUAGACACCAGUAUAUUGACAGUAGUGCUGAGGCUGCAGUCAAAUUCUGUUCUGUAAUUGUGUUUAAACGUAAUAACAUAAACUGCCUCUUAUAGGCCCCCCCACCUAAUAAUAAGCCCCUUGGUUAUAGGCUCAUCGAUCUGUAAACCCAAAAAUACAUCUGGUUAUAAGAUCCCACAGAUAUAAGCCUUCUCUAGCUUUCCUUGAUUUGAAUUCGUUUUAUUG
Molecule: messenger RNA, 1535 nt
Organism: Orbicella faveolata
Lineage: Eukaryota; Metazoa; Cnidaria; Anthozoa; Scleractinia; Merulinidae
Source: RefSeq, a predicted model, not a curated record